This is a messenger RNA of Monopterus albus (swamp eel), 4071 nucleotides long. Its product is annotated as transmembrane protein 132D. NCBI's taxonomy places the organism in Eukaryota, Metazoa, Chordata, Actinopteri, Synbranchiformes, Synbranchidae. Bases 556 to 3972 code for a protein of 1138 amino acids. The record is from RefSeq and is a predicted model, not a curated record. The transcript has 9 exons.
CCUUUUGACUUUACAUCCAGUGCAGGGUUAAUCCUCCCAGCUGCAUACUGGACGUGGCUUUCGGAGCGCAUGAACAGUGACAGAUGAUGAGUUUAGUGUCCCUAGGAUUGCGCACAAGACAGUCAGCGAUCUAAAAGUCAUUUAACAUCGCAGCAUCCCAGCCGCCGCGGCAGAGUGGGAGACCGACUCGGUCUGGAGGACUUGUUGAUAUUAUUUAAUUAGAAGAACAGCUGAACCUUCUCCAUCACGCCAAUCGCGCAGUUUUAGCUCAAGGUCUCCACAUCUCCCGGCAGGACACAAAUGCUUUAGGUGAAACGUCUCCAGGAUCGUUACGCGCAACUUUUACGCACAACCGUGGACCUACCGACGAGCAGACCUUGAUUCGGGGUCCAUGUUACACUUCAGCGCUACAACCUAUACUCCCACAGGUGUGAUUAUUUUAAGUUAGCGAACUGCAGGAAUGGGUGAAACGGUCCGUCCCAUACUCUGCUGAAACAAAACUAAACAUCACUGACGGGAACUUGACUUCAACAGGGAACCGAGCCGGAUGCCAAAAUGAGCCUUUAUUACCAGAGCUGGAGGAUCUUACAGAUAAUCUUUGCAACAUUUACAGCAGUUCACACACAAGGUUUGAGCAGUAAAGAGCUGAUCGACAGUAAGAACCCAUUGCCUUUUCCUGUCUUCUUGCCGGUCAGCUAUGAGGUGCGAGAUGCUGAUUACCUCUUCCUAAAAGAAGCUGGCCAGGAUUUCAUGAGGAACUCCAGCACGCAGAGUCACACGCAGCUCUUUGUUAUCUUAAGAGCCAGCCGCCAGCCAGCUGUCAGCGCCAGCUACAGCACCAUGUCCACAGAGCAGCUUGUGCCUCUAGAUCUGGUCCAGCCUGUGCAGCUCUUCAGCGCUCCAGAGGUCUCCACUUUUAACUGGAAAAUCCAGGCCUUUGUGCUGACACCUCAGGUUUUCUCCUCCAAGCCCAAAAUGCGGGUGCUCUUCUAUGUUGCAGGGAGGGACUGGGGAAGGGGGGAAGGAGCUGUGGAUGAACUACCAUGUGUGACAGUGUAUGCUUUCUGGCAGACCCAGGAGGUAAGGGUUUCCUGUGCCAUGGGAGGUGAGAGAGGGACCUGCAUGGCUGAGCUGGCUCCUGAGCCUGACUGGUUUGCUCCAAAAUCAGAAGGCACCAGCAGGGAACGGCAGGACAUGUCUAGCGGGAACCCUGUGGAGCUGUACUACCAGGCGCAGCCCAGAAUCGAUGGAAUGUGUAAUUCCCUUGAUGGAAAUCGUUGGGGUGGGCCACAGCAGCAGGCAGAGUAUGUUCCUGUCACUCCUAUGCAGAGAAUUGGCACCGUCCGUCUCCUGCAGGUGCCUAAAGGAAUGGUGACGCUUUCUCGGCUCAAGCUUGGCAAUGCCAUUAUCAUUCGGACAUCCUCCAAACCACUGAAGAAGACUGACAUCGCCACCUUCUACAUACUCAUGGCCAGCUCUGCUCAGCUGACUAACUUCACUCUCAGAGCAACUGUAAAGAAAGGUGUAAUCUUUCGAACAGCGACACCCAGUAACUCUUUACUAUGGGACAUCACUUUGGAUAUGGGUGCAGAUGGAGUCAUCGCUGUGAUUUGCCAGAGAAAGGCUCCUAUACCUGGAAAAAGGCUUGAAAGCAGUCUACUGGAGGUGCUUCAAAUGGAUUUUGAGGUUGAGGAGCUGAGCAGUCCUCUCGACAGUCAGGUGAUCAUAUGGAAGCUGGAGCUACCGUCCGCAUCCAAAAAUGUCGCUAAGACUGAAGGAGCCAUAAGGAUCUACACCACUCAGAGAGACUUUGUUGGCCUGGCUCCUCUUGUAAUGGACACAGACAUCAUGAACACAGCUGUAUUGACUGGAAAGAAGGUGGUGAUACCUGUGAGGACAGUAGCUGUGGAGGAAGAUGGAGGUGUAACUGAUGUAUCUGACUACACAGACUGUAGUUCCACUGAUGAAGAUGUUCUCAAGGUGUCAGACAGAUGUGACUAUGUUUUUGUGAAUGGCAUGGAGACAAAGGGUAAAGUGAAGAUGGUGGUGAACUUCACUUACAGCUACCUGAGUGCUCAGCUUGAACUGAACGUGUGGAUGCCCCAACUCCCCCUCCAGAUUGAGGUGUCCGACACAGAGCUGAGCCAGAUCAAAAGCUGGAGGGUACCAAUACUAACCUCAAAAAGAUCUGGCUGGAACAGUGAAGAUGACGACAAGAAGGGGAAAGGUUGCAUGCUGCAGUUUCAGCAUGCACUGGUGCGAGUGUUAACUCACUUCAUGGCAGAGCAGGCAGACCCUCGAGAUCCUAAGGCCUAUUUCCUGGGCUCUGAUUGGCAGGUGGAUGUCACUAGGCUCGUUCGAUACUUCAUGAAGGUGGAAAACCCUCAAGUGGCAAGGCUACAGGCUGGGAGGGUCUUGUCUGGACGGGACUAUGGGACCACCACCAUCCAGGUGUUUUCUCCACUGUCUGACAUAAUCUUGGCUAAGACAACAAUCAAAGUCGUGGAUGACAAAGUGACCAUCACAGAGUUGGGGGUCCAGAUGGUUACAGACCUCUCUAUGACCUUACAGCUCAGUCCAGGAAGCAACAGAGCUAUCGUGGCUACCACAACCACACAAGAGGUGCUACGGAGCCCUAAACAGGAAGCUUUGGUCAGUGCCUGGGUGCAGUUCAGUGAUGGCAACCAGACGCCUCUUGACAUUUAUGAUCCAGCCUACUACCGUGUGACAGUGACAUCACUAGAUCAGGGGGUGGUGUCGGUGCAGGGCACGCCUCCAACUGUGGUGGCAGAAGGAGAGGGAGAGGGAGCGCUGGUCAGAGUAGAAAUGUCCAUCUGUGAGGCUUGCCAGAAGUCCAAACGAAAAAGUACUGUGGCUGUGGGCAAUGGCAGCCUAAAAGUUAAGUUUCAAGUGAGCAGCCGGCGGCAGGAUGGCAAUAUCAGCAGCUUUGGUAGCAGCACUGUUAGCAGCAAGGCCGGUGGUAGUGAGUAUGGUAAUGAUAAAGAAGAGGUGGACAGUGAGAAGAAACUGAGGAAGCCGUCUCAGGAAACUCCACCACGCAGCUCAACCUCAGACAGAGAGGAGAGUGCCAUGCAGAAGAUCACAACCACCAUCAAAUCUACGGAUCGAACUUUGAUAACCAGAGGCAGCCUCGGAGGAGUGGGUAAGAACAGCAAUUCAGGAAACCCCAGCAGUCCUGCCAGUGUGUUGAAUGUCAGCAUGAUGAGCAGUCCCAGUGACAGCAGCAAAGGAUAUGACUCAGACAAUGUGAUAGUGGAGGAUACAAGCAGUGUUAGCUUUACAAGUACUGCAAAAGCACCUGGGAACCUGGUAAACUACAACAACUUUUCCAACAAGGUGGAUGUACCUGGGCAGAAGACAGCAGAGGCAGAAACUAGUGGUGAAGAAAUACUGGUCAACAGGCCACUCACAGACUUGGAGAUUGGCAUGUAUGCUCUGUUGGGAGUCUUUUGUCUGGCUAUCCUUGUUUUUCUGGUGAACUGUAUUUCAUACGUUGUUAAAUUCAGGCACAAGAAGCCCCCCUCUCGUGGACAGGAGCUCACAGGACACAGGCAUGACUGGGUAUGGCUCGGCACAGACGCUGAGCUGGUGAUGAGUGUGCCAGGCAGCCCUGUCCAGCCAGACACCGAGACUGCAACCACUGUCAUAGACAUUGGGCCUGAUAAGGCUGCCUCUCUUUCCAGGAAGCCUAGUUGCCUGGCCUCUGUUACAGACUCUCCCCUCAGCUGUGUGGGCUCCCUCAGGAGCAAACCUACACACACUGAGUCCCUCCACUCACCCACCAGCAAGAGGAAGAGAGUUCAGUUCACCACCUUCUCCACUUUGGAGCGCCAGCAUUUGCCACAUCUGCCUGCCAGGGAGAACGGCCAUGGCAUUCAUUGGGUUGGGAAGGAGGACAGUUGUGAGGAGGAACCCCAAAUUCCCAUUACACAACCUGGGGACCAGUUAUAAUACAGAGCCUGAUCAGACCUCACAUGUACAGUAGAUGUGACUUGAUCACCUCAAUGCCUUUGUUUACUCCAACAACUUCAAGAAUAUGUGAAUCUGAAA